Messenger RNA from Myzus persicae (green peach aphid), 1200 nucleotides. RefSeq lists its product as uncharacterized. Lineage: Eukaryota; Metazoa; Arthropoda; Insecta; Hemiptera; Aphididae. The record is from RefSeq and is a predicted model, not a curated record. The transcript is spliced from 2 exons. The coding region runs from base 79 to 831 and encodes 250 amino acids.
UUCAGCAAAAGUUGCAGCAUUCGGGUAUAAAAAUACAGAACUUGUGUUAACCUGCGAAUGUUAUAACAAAAAAGCACAAUGAUGGCUCACAUCCAAAUUUUGGCGAUCGUGCUGUGCUCUUGCUUCAUACAGGAUGCGUUUCCACUACUGGAUAAACAAACACAGCAGCAGCCGGCAGGCGCUGAUCGCCAGACGGUGAGGCGGGUCAAGACGGUGAAGCGGGUGAAUCAGGUGUCCUCAAAAGAUAUUGAGGCUCCAGCACCGCCUCCGGAAACACCCUCCAAGUAUCCGAACUUGACCGCCGUCAAGGACAUGUUCUGGAACACGUUUGAGGACAUCAACCGGGAAAGCGAGUACGGCCAGCUGGGUGUAAGGUCAGUGAGGAACACGCUGAGUAACGUGCUCAGCAACGGACUGUUCUGGUCGUCAUUUGAGGGGGCGCUCAAGAGGCGGGUCAAGGUGACCAAUGAUGCUCAGCGAGCUGACCGCAAGAUCCGGCUGUGCAACAAUAUCACCGGCCUCGUCACCGACCCGAAUGCCUCGCAGGGUUUCCAGGAAAUAGCCAAUGAGGUGUAUACCUCGGUUGUCCGCAUGCAAUCUGAGGUGGGCACUGACGCCCUGCGGCUGGUCACCGAAAUGGUCAACGGCGGCGAGGUGACCAGAGGUCUGGACGCGAUCUCUGACAUCGUGUCCAAGAUCAAGCUCAACCCUAGGAUGUUGGUCAAGGGAUUCGCCAUGCUCCGCAAAACGCUCAACCUGGGCGGCGCGAUGAACAUGAGCGGUGGUCUGGCCAAGGGCCUCAUGUCGAUAACGUCCAAGUUCAACAAGUAGAGCGACGCCAUGUUAUUGUUACCUACAACAUAUGUCAUAAAUUAUAGUCAUCGCGUCAACGCUGUAUAAUAAUAAUAUCGUUUGUGCGCAUGUGUAUACCUACUGUAUUACCUAUAUUUGAGCAUUAGUGACAAAGGCUAUAUAUAAAGCAUAAUAUUAUAAUAAUUAAUUAUAUUGUAUAUAGGUAGGAUAGGUAUACAUCCGAGCAGCGACGUUCAUAAUAUGAUACACCUAAUAUAAUAUUUUAUGUUACCUGUUAAGUUAACGUGUUAUUGUUACUUACUCCCGUUUAUUAUUGCAAUCAUAUAAGAUAUAAAAUAGGUACCUAUACAACCAUAAUAAUGGAAUAUAAUAUUAUUGACAUUACAU